AUGAAUGAGCCUCAUCACAGUGUUAUUGCUUACUGUCUGUCAUCUGAUGAUCAACUCCUUCAACCUGGGUUCUGCAGUUCAACAAGAGCUGUGUCGGGGCCUCUGCAGGCGAUCGACGUAUCCGUGGGUGGGAGACUCAGAGAUGGUGGGCCAUGGGGGGAUUGGAAGGGUUUAUUGCAGUGGCUCUGCAAGUGGCUUAGGGCAAGGUCAGAGUAUUUGAGGUGUGGCCCGCUUGAGAGGUGGGAGUCGUGCCGGUUUCGGAGGCUGAGAGAGGAGGGAGGUAUGGGAGAAGAGAGGUCAGAGGAGCACUCUUCUCUUGAAAUAUAUCUUCCUCUUUCUUUGCAUUCGUUUUCUCUUCCUUUUCUUGACUGGGUUCAUUCUCUCUCUUUCUAUCUAGAAAAAUGGGUUUCUUUGAUCCUCUUUUUUCAGGUUUGUUCAUCGCCUCUCUCAGGAACAGAAGGAUCCGAGCUUUGCAUCGGAGCUGAUUCAUCCUUCAGCUGUGAAUCUCCUGUGUAUCCUGGAGUGGAUUUGGAGCUAUUUGGAAGAGGGAGGGAGGAUUCGAAGAACACCCAGAACCACAGGUUCUAUAUUGAUUUCAUAGCUUGGAGCAAUCAACUGGCAAAUUUGAGAGGGUCAGAGAGGAAUUGGAGGAUACUCAGAUCCUCGGAAAAUGCAGGCGACCAGUUCUUGACAGAGAUUUCGUUGGCCGGGGGUGGAUUGCUUGGAUUUGAAGGGCAAUCCGAAAAUGGAUUCCGGGUGAGAUUUCUCGCUAUCUCUCAUCUGUCGCUGUUGAGCACCUCUAUAUCUUACGCAGUAGGGAAAUCAGAAACCACACUUGAAAUGGCCACGUCGCGGCAAGAUCGGGAACGUGCACGAUGCAAUGCCAUGGUCCCCAACGAUCUUCAGGGACCAAUUGCUCGAGGGAAUGGUUGA
Molecule: messenger RNA, 933 nt
Organism: Linum tenue
Lineage: Eukaryota; Viridiplantae; Streptophyta; Magnoliopsida; Malpighiales; Linaceae
Source: the annotation of a GenBank genome assembly